Molecule: messenger RNA, 938 nt
Organism: Lycium barbarum (goji berry)
Lineage: Eukaryota; Viridiplantae; Streptophyta; Magnoliopsida; Solanales; Solanaceae
Product: protein PIN-LIKES 3-like
Exons: 6
Coding region: 351-890 (179 amino acids)
Biological process (GO): endoplasmic reticulum to cytosol auxin transport
Cellular component (GO): membrane
Source: RefSeq, a predicted model, not a curated record
UCUCUCUAUAUAUAUAUAUAUGUCCUUUUAAUCCUUUUUAAUUUUAGUGCUCAUUUUAUUUUACAAUACGUUAUCAACACGAUGCUUUAUAAAUUGUGUUUUUCCUUUGGAACAAAUUGAAUGCCAUUUCUCGCGAGAUUGUGGCAUUCUAUAUAUGGACUUAUGUCUACAACAUCCUCCAACCACAUGGGAUCAAACAAGUACCACAAAGGGCAGCCUAGAAUCUGAAGCUCAACUUGCAGUGCCUCUCAUUGUGUUUGAAGAUAUGGAGAAGGUUUCUCUUUCUUUUUGUGUUUAUCAUUUUACCAAAUAUUGUUUUCAAUGUUCAACAGGAACCUUUUGUUAGAAAAAUGAAACCACAUGUCUAUAUCUGGGUAGAAAGGAUCAAUUUGAAAAUGCUAUUUGCACCUUCAACUAUUGCGACGAUUGUUGGAAUCUUGAUUGGUGUAGUGCCAUUGUUAAGAAAGCUGAUGAUCGGAAAUGAAGCUCCAUUGCACGCAAUUCAUAGCUCUGCAUCUCUGCUAGGAGAGGCUACAAUACCAGCUGUGAUAUUGAUAGUUAGAGCAAAUCUUCUUAGAGGUCUUAAAAAAUCAGAAAUUGGUAUGUGGGUUGUAAUAGGAGUUCAGGUAGUGAGGUAUGUUGCCUUGCCAUUAUGUGGCAUUGUUGUUGUGAAAGCUGCACGUCGUUUUGGGUUGGUGGGAUCAGAUCCCUUGUACCACUUUGUUCUUCUAUUGCAAUAUGCACUCCCUUCUGCAAUGACUAUAGGUACAAUUACACAGUUGUUUGGAGUUGGGGAAAGUGAAUGCUCACUGAUCAUGCUAUGGAAUUAUUUAGUGGCAUCAAUUGCUCUUACAAUCUGGACGAGUUACUACAUGUGGUUUUUGUCUUGAUUUCAUUACAAAGUAUUAUUCUAUAGAAACAAAUCUUAAAAAGAGAGA